AUGGCUCCUCCCUCUCUGUUGAUGCUGCUGACUGUGGUUGCCAUGGCAACUGGGGCCCGUUCAGCCAGCGAAGAGAAUGAACUGGAUUAUGGGUACUGGAACUACAGAGAGGGAGCUGAUAGUGUGAAUGUGGCCUCGGUGCGCAGCGUGACCAGAGUUUUAGAUGCCUGGGGAAAACGCAUCUUCCGUGAGAUCAAGACUUUGCUGCACUCUCAGCCCAGCACACUGCUGCCCGACUACUCCAGGGUGCGCCCUCUGUCCGAGUCCGUCAACGACCUGUUCAGAGAAGUCUCGCUGCUGCGCCGGCGCAUCACCGAACUCUCUCAUCGCCUAGCAACCCUGGAGCCGUUCCUCCGUCACCACGGCUACCGGGAGCAGGGGGAGGAGGGGAAGGAGGGGGAGGAGAUGGGGACUCCUCUGAGCCUGAGAGGAGGAGAGGUGGCGAGCUUGGCCCGGUUGGGAGUGAGUUGCUGCUUGAAGCGAAGGAGUUCAAGUAUCUCUGGGUCUAGAACAGAGCAUGAGAUGGACAGGCAGUUUGGUGCAGCAUCAGCAGCAAUGCAGGCCUUGUACCGGACCGUUGUGGUGAAGAAGGAGCUGAGCCACAUUUACCAGCCCAUCUACAUCUCAACCCUCACCUAUGGUCAUGAGAUUUGA
Molecule: messenger RNA, 654 nt
Organism: Centropristis striata (black sea bass)
Lineage: Eukaryota; Metazoa; Chordata; Actinopteri; Perciformes; Serranidae
Exons: 4
Coding region: 1-654 (217 amino acids)
Source: RefSeq, a predicted model, not a curated record